This is a messenger RNA of Meyerozyma guilliermondii ATCC 6260, 1245 nucleotides long. RefSeq names its product pepsin-like aspartic protease. The record is from RefSeq and is a predicted model, not a curated record. NCBI's taxonomy places the organism in Eukaryota, Fungi, Ascomycota, Pichiomycetes, Serinales, Debaryomycetaceae. Gene Ontology annotation, biological process: proteolysis. Gene Ontology annotation, molecular function: aspartic-type endopeptidase activity. Bases 1 to 1245 code for a protein of 414 amino acids. The transcript has a single exon.
AUGUUCCCAUUCAACAUCGCUGCUGCUCAAGCACUAGUUCUCGCUCUCAUCGUUCCGUCUACUCUCGGUUUGUCUAUCCCCAUUCAACCUAGAGAUGACAAGAAGGUGAUUGCCCUUGACUUCAAUGUGACACCACCUCAAGGAACCAAUUUCACAUUUAAUGGUGAUUCUUUGUCGCUUCUUGUCGAUGGUAACUCAAAGCUAAAAGUAGCCAAUAGCCCUAUUUCAGUCCCAAUUCACGGCAGCGGUGGAUCUUAUAUCAUUGAGCUUUUGAUCGGAUCCAGCAAAAACAAAGUGACGGUGGCUCUCGACACUGGAUCAUCUGACUUGAAUGUGGUCGAUUCGAACCUGUAUUGUGGUGAUAAUCUGGACUGCCAUGCAAAUGGUCUGUAUGAUCCUAGCUCGUCGACCACCUCUCAGAAUCUCAACAUUCCUGUCGAUUUGGAAUAUGGUAGUGGUGCCUCAACAGGGACCUACUACAAAGAUGAUGUUUCUCUUGGGGAAGCUUCCGGUGUCACUGUCAAGGGAUUGCAAUUUGCAGACAUUACCGACUCUGAAGGUGCGUCGGGAAUUUUGGGAAUUGGAUACGAAGCUAAUGAGGCUGCCAGACAAGAGUACCCUAACUUUGUGUCGUUGUUGAAGAGCCAAAACUAUAUCAACAAAAGAGCAUACUCUCUCUAUUUGAACUCGGUCAAUGCCCAAACCGGAACCAUCUUGUUUGGAGGUAAAGACACCCGCAAGUACAAGGGUAAGUUAACCACCUAUCUGACUUCCGGUAACGAACGGUUGCAAAUUCCACUCCAGCUGCUCUCAGUCGGUGGUCAAAGUGUCAGUCUCUCUGGUUUGAACGGAGUUUUGGACUCAGGAACCACCUUGAGUUAUAUCAAAAAAGAAGAAUAUUACCAAUUGGCUGCGAAAUUGAAUUGGAUUGAUGUUAGCUCAUCUGCUCAGCAGCCACCAGGUAACUACUAUGCCGGCCCCUGCAGUGGACCGGACUUUGUGUUUAACUUUGGUAAUGGAGGAACUGUUACCGUGCCUUAUUCGGCUGUUACUAUGUCAGUAACCGACGACAACAGCCUUUGCAUUAUAACGGUGUUGCCCAACACUAAUCCGAAAAUUGAGGGUAUCACCAUUCUCGGUGACAACUUUUUGAGAUCCGCUUACGUUGUGUAUGACCUUGAUGCCGAGCAAAUUUCAAUUGCUAAUGUUAACUACACCACCGAUUCGAACGUGGUUGAGUUGUAA